CAGUUUCACCGGAGAGCGUCACAUACUUCAAGCUUGAUCUGCACUUUAAUGAUCUGUGGGUGCUUUCUUCACGAUGGAGUUGCUCGAGUUGUCCGACGUCCAACAGAUGUUCAACGACUCCCGUUUUCAGGGGAAUUUGAGUGAGCUUGAUGAUGUACUCGAGCCUUUACCUAAGGGCGCAAAGAUCACUGUCGUUGUGGUCUACUUGAUAGUGUGCGUGGUGGGGCUCGUGGGGAACUGCCUGGUCAUGUAUGUAAUUAUCAGGUACACAAAGAUGAAAACGGCCACCAACAUUUACAUCUUUAACCUGGCCUUGGCUGAUGCACUAGUGCUGGCGACUCUUCCUUUCCAAGGCACGGAUGUCAUCCUUGGUUUCUGGCCCUUCGGUCUGGCUCUGUGUAAAGCUGUGGUGGCCAUUGACUAUUACAACAUGUUCACAAGUGUUUUCACCCUGACCAUAAUGAGUGUGGAUCGCUACAUAGCCGUCUGCCACCCUGUGCGCUCCCUGACAGUUCGCACCCCGCUCCGGGCCAAGCUAAUCAACGUGGCUGUGUGGGUGCUGGCGUCAGCCGUAGGACUGCCUGUUAUGAUCAUGGGUCAGGUGGAGGAGGAAAAGGAUGUUUACGGUGCCGAGUGCAUACUGAACUUGCCUAAACCAAGAGAACACUGGUGGCCUGUGUUUGUGAUUUGUGUGUUCCUCUUCUCUUUCUUGAUUCCUGUGGUGAUCAUAAGUGUCUGCUACGGGUUGAUGGUACGACGCCUGCGCAGUGUACGUGUCCUGUCCGGUUCUAGAGAGAAGGACCGGAAUCUGAGGAGAAUCACCUAUAUGGUACUGUCUGUGGUCGCUGCUUUUGUGUUGUGCUGGAUGCCAGUGCAGGUCUUGGCUUUGAUCCAGGCCUUGGGGCAUGUGGAUCUUGGGACCAGCCAGGCCUCGAUGGCAGCCAUGCAUUUCUGCAUUGCUCUGGGCUAUGCUAACAGUUGCUUGAACCCUGUCCUCUAUGCCUUCUUGGAUGAAAACUUCAAGCGGUGUUUCCGUGAGUUCUGUAUCCCGGCCAACUCCAGUUUGUUCCUAGAAGAGCAGCGCAAGAGGUCAUUGAGGCAGGAGAGAGAAUGUGCUGAGGAGGAAGAAAAAGAAGUGGUUAUUGAUGAAGGUGCCAUUCCAGUGUGUGCAGAGUAG
Sinocyclocheilus grahami is the source of this 1177-nucleotide messenger RNA. RefSeq names its product delta-type opioid receptor. Gene Ontology annotation, cellular component: neuron projection; plasma membrane. Lineage: Eukaryota; Metazoa; Chordata; Actinopteri; Cypriniformes; Cyprinidae. The transcript is spliced from 4 exons. Gene Ontology annotation, molecular function: nociceptin receptor activity; neuropeptide binding. The record is from RefSeq and is a predicted model, not a curated record. The coding region runs from base 74 to 1177 and encodes 367 amino acids. Gene Ontology annotation, biological process: neuropeptide signaling pathway; sensory perception of pain.